AAACGCACAGUAUUCAGAAAACAUGGAGCUCAGCACAGUCCUGUUUCUUGUUUUGGUCCUGUUGGGCUACCUUUGGUGGAAGGUGACUCGCCCAAAGUCCUUCCCUCCAGGUCCCCUGGCUCUGCCCAUCGUAGGGAACUUACUGCAGCUGGAUUUUUCCAAUUUCCUCAAAAGUUUAAAGGAGUUUUCUAAGGUGUACGGUCCUGUGUACAGCAUUUUUAUGGGUUCGACACCAGUUGUGUUUGUCAGAGGUCUUACAGCCAUGAAAGAUGUUCUAGUUGUGAGAGGUCUCGAGUUUGCAGAUAGACCUCAGAACAAAACAUCACGUGAAUUUUUUCAUGAUAAAGUCAUGUAUUCCACUCUAUGUGUUCGUCUCAGCUGUCUGCUUCCAGUUUGGGAGUGCCGCCACCAAGGGACUCGAUUCACCUCCCGAACGGGUUUGGUGAUGGCACCUUAUGGCCGGGCAUGGAAAGAACACAGGCGCUUCACCCUGUCCACACUACGAGAUUUUGGUGUUGGUAAAAAUUCGAUGGAGGAAAAGAUUGCCAACGAGAGUGUAUAUUUAAUCCAGGAAUUCAAAAAGAACCAAGAUAUCCUGUAUGACCCACAUUAUAUAGUUGACAACGCUGUGUCGAACAUCAUUUGUUACCUUGUGUUCGGAAGACGUUACAAAUAUGAUGACAACACCUUCAGGACAAUUCUUAAUAUUGUCCAUGAACAAAUGACGCUGAUGACAAGUUUUUGGGGUCAGCUGUAUACUGCUCUGGAAUUCAUUAAAUAUCUCCCUCUGCCACACCGGAAGUUGUUUUCAAAUAUAAAGACUAUUUAUGCAUUUCUUGGAAAUGUCUUGGAGGAGCACAAGAGAAGCAGGAUAGUCGGAGAGCCCAGAGACUACAUAGACUGUUAUCUGGAAGAGCUUGAACAGGAGAAAAAAGAAAGUAACAAUAAACAGACCUUUGGCAAUCAGAAUCUCUUUUCUUGCUUGGUGGAUCUGUUUGUGGCUGGGACGGAGACCACAUCUGCUAGCUUGAAGUGGGCUCUGCUCUACAUGAUGGCAUUUCCAGAUAUUCAAGAAAAAUGUCGCAAUGAAAUAGAUAAAGUUCGGGGAGAUAGAGAGCGGCUUGAUUAUGGAGAUCGAGUGAGCAUGCCGUACACACAGGCUGUCCUACAAGAAGUACAGCGUUUUACCACCAUUGUACCACUAGGAGUGGCUCACAGUACACAAAAGAGUGUGGAAUUGAAUGGUUUUACCAUACCGAAGGGAACCUUUAUUAUGACAGAUCUAUCUUCACUGCACAGUGAUGAGACUUGCUGGAAAUAUCCACAUGAGUUUAAUCCAGAGAAUUUCCUAAAUGACGAUGGGGAACUACUGAAAGCAGAAUCAUUCUUACCUUUCUCUGCAGGCCCGCGAAGUUGUCUUGGGGAAAAUCUUGCUCGUAUGGAAAUAUUCCUAUUUUUUACCGCUUUCCUGACACACUUUGAAUUCCACUGCUCAGACCCAACAUCCCCUCCAGACCUCACACCAGUGUUUGGGAUCACCCAUGUCCCAAAACGCUUUAAGAUGCGCCUUGUAUCACGUUGCUAAAUCUGAUCAUAAAAAAAGGAAAUGAAUGUGUAUGCACAACCGAAUCAUGUAAUUCUCCCAACACAUCAGAGGGCAAAUGGAAUAUAUGACGCCAAUCAAUAUAAAAUGUGAAAAAAGAUUUUAAAAAGUUUACAUUUGUCACUCUGGAAGUAUUAGUACAAUGUUUGAUGUAUCAAUCUUAUGUCCAAAACCAGGACAGCAGGUCUUCUCAGGUCCAAAAGGGAAACAGUAACAAUGAGCACUAAACUAAAUAUCAAGUUAACGGAAAUUCAUUGCUUUUAUUAAAAUGAAUCUAAGAAA
This is a messenger RNA of Pelobates fuscus (common spadefoot toad), 1885 nucleotides long. RefSeq names its product cytochrome P450 2J6-like. Bases 23 to 1585 code for a protein of 520 amino acids. The transcript has 10 exons. The record is from RefSeq and is a predicted model, not a curated record. Gene Ontology annotation, cellular component: intracellular membrane-bounded organelle; cytoplasm. Gene Ontology annotation, biological process: xenobiotic metabolic process. Gene Ontology annotation, molecular function: oxidoreductase activity, acting on paired donors, with incorporation or reduction of molecular oxygen, reduced flavin or flavoprotein as one donor, and incorporation of one atom of oxygen; iron ion binding; heme binding. NCBI's taxonomy places the organism in Eukaryota, Metazoa, Chordata, Amphibia, Anura, Pelobatidae.